Molecule: messenger RNA, 2657 nt
Organism: Saccostrea echinata
Lineage: Eukaryota; Metazoa; Mollusca; Bivalvia; Ostreida; Ostreidae
Product: homogentisate 1,2-dioxygenase-like
Exons: 16
Coding region: 22-1380 (452 amino acids)
Biological process (GO): L-phenylalanine catabolic process
Cellular component (GO): cytoplasm
Molecular function (GO): homogentisate 1,2-dioxygenase activity
Source: RefSeq, a predicted model, not a curated record
ACUACACGGAUUAAUAACAACAUGGAUAAGCUUGUGUAUAUGAGUGGAUUUGGAAAUGAGUUUUCUAGUGAGGACCCCAGGUGUCCAGGGUCACUACCUGUAGGACAGAACAAUCCCCAGAAAUGUCCGUACGGACUUUAUGCAGAGCAAUUGUCAGGGAGUGCCUUCACGGCUCCAAGGGAAACCAACAAAAGAAGCUGGUUGUACAGAAUCCGACCCUCUGUUUUACAUCAACCUUUCAAGAAGAUGGAGCGAGGAUUGAUCACACACAACUGGGAUGAAAUUGACCCAAAUCCAAAUCAGAUGAGAUGGCAUCCAUUUGACUUACCAAAGAAGAAAUUGGACUUUGUCCAAGGAUUGACAACCAUCUGUGGUGCUGGGGAGCCAAGAACAAGACACGGUGUAUCUGUAUAUAUAUUCACCUGUAAUACCUCAAUGUCAGACAGUUGCCUGUACAAUUCAGAUGGGGACUUUCUUAUAGUGCCACAACAAGGUCCUCUACUAAUUACCACAGAGUUUGGGAAAAUGAAAGUAGAUCCCAAUGAAAUAUGUGUCAUACAGCAAGGCAUGCGUUUCAAAGUGGAUGUUGAGGGACCCACAAGGGGGUACAUUUUGGAGGUUUUGGAUGGUCACUUUACUCUCCCUAACCUGGGGCCCAUAGGAGCUAAUGGACUCGCUAACCCUCGGGAUUUCCAGACACCUGUUGCCUGCUACGAAGAUAAGGAAGUCAAGGAAUUCACAGUCAUCAGCAAAUACCAAGGUCACCUGUUCUCAGCUCAACAGACUCAUUCCCCUUUUGAUGUGGUGGCCUGGCAUGGGAAUUAUACACCCUACAAAUACGCCCUCAGUAACUUUGUCACAGUCAACACAGUGUCAGUAGAUCACAUGGAUCCCUCCAUUUUCACUGUGCUGACCUGUCAAUCCACUAAGCCAGGCGUGGCCAUCGCUGAUUUUGUCAUUUUUCCUCCACGAUGGGGAGUGGCAGACAGAACUUUCCGACCACCCUACUACCACAGAAACUGUAUGAGUGAAUUCAUGGGUCUUAUUUAUGGAUCGUAUGAGGCAAAGGAGGAGGGCUUUCGUCCAGGUGGCGCCACGCUCCACAGCAUGAUGACCCCACACGGUCCAGAUGCAGACUGUUAUGAGAAAGCCUCCAGCUGUGAUCUCAAACCUCAGAGGGUCGCUGAGGGGACAAUGGCUUUCAUGUUUGAGUCAUCACUCAGCAUGGCAGUAACAAAAUGGGCCAAUGAAAACAAAGUGGAUGACAAAUACUUCAGCUGCUGGCAGCCAAUCAAAAAGCACUUCACUGGUAAAGUGGGUCGGGACAAAACAGCUGAUGUGGAUGGCCCAAGCCAAGGAAAGAAGAAAAAGACACACUGAUCUGAGGGGAAGGGGGAAGGGGUGAGAUUUGGAAGGGGGGUCAGUACUGAGGGUUUCAAUGAAAUAUCCAGGAGGAUGAAGCCAGUGAGAAGUGAUAUCCAGGGGGAUGAGUGAUUUAUUUGUGAGAAGUCUUUUUUUUUUCAUUGUACAAAAAUUGUUGUGCUGAAGAAUUGACAUUGUGGCCAUAUUUAAUAAUCUUUGUAUUUACAUAGAUGAAUCUCAGAAGUUUUUUUAUACUGACAAACAAGUCAGCAUAUGUACACAUCAACUUUAUAAACGUGUCAUGCAAACCACAUGCAGUAAUUAAUAUUGCAUUCUGGUAGAAGUAUUCACCACACAUAAAUAUUUUAUAUCUGCUUGGGGAUUAUUUUUUUCUUUGUUAUUUUUUUUAUUUUGCUUUUUGUUUUAGAUAAUUUUUAAUGUUUUCUUUUUAAUUUAACUUAAAUGGAAAAACAGUCAUUCAUAUAUUAUAUUGAACAGCUAAACUGUAUUUUUCAAUUUCAAUUCAGUUUAUUCACUCAAAAACCAUGCAAAUGAUACAUGAGGUACAUAAACAUAUAAAACAUAUAUACAUAUAGUGGGUCAGCAAAAGGUGAGAUUAAUUCAGCUAGCUAGGGAGAAAAGACCAUAUUAUUAUACCUCUGUGAUUUUUUUCUAUAUAAAAAAUAUGACAAAUAAACCUGCUAUUUUUUUCCAAACAACCCCUACUGUGGAAUAGUUUUUGUGCUAUUUGCCCAUGGUGAAAUAGUCAAUAAACUAUUCACCGGCAGUAUUCCAUUUCCCUCACUUUUCAUCUCAAAACUAUCUGGUUUGUGGUAUUGUGACGUAUCCGGUUUGUGACGUAACAAAAAUAGUAUAGUUGGCUUUGGUAUAAUAAAACACCUAUUUACUGACUAUUCAGACAAUAGCAAGUUUAACGUCCCCCUCGAAAGCAACUUAUUUCCCUCGGCUGCGCCUCGGGAAAUAAUUGCUGUCUUGGGGGACGAUAAACUUGCUAUUGUCCUCAUAGCCAGUAAAUAGGUUUAUACUAUUAAUCUUAGUUAGUAAUAAAUGUACAUAAUUUUUUAAAAAAAUCAACAUCAUUUUGACACAUAACUUCACAAAACUUCAUAGUGUUUGGCUUAGAACAAUUUUUGUGAUCCACAACUUGAUUGGCAUUGGUUCUGGUACAUCUUACAAUAUUUUGUUGUUGUCUAUAUGUGCCUGUCUCUGCUUUCUAUUUAUAACCUUAUGUACCCCAGUGUUUUGUUACAGAUCAAUUUUAAGAAUUUGUUCAA